UUUAAUUGGGACGAGACAAAGAACACGAAACACAUCUUUGUUCCUUUCCUCUAAAUUCCAAAUCCAGACUGCCUCUUUAUAGGCUCGCCAACUUUUCUACAAUCUUUUGUCAUCACUAAUCUAGAACCCUCCAUUGCAUCGCAUCGCAUGAUCUUUCUGAUCAGCCAUGGCAACUAUCUCACCCCAACCAACUCUAGACCUCUGGGCCGUUCUCUCUGAAUCGAAGCGAAUCCUCAACGCUCAUUCUCGCCAUUUCCUUGCUCUUUCCGUUCUAUUCCUUCUCCCUCUUUCUUUCUCCUUCAUCGUCUUCCCCACUGUUCAAAACCUCCUCGCUGCUCCAAUCCCUGAUAACUCUAAAAUCUUCCUCAGUUUAACACUUCUGGGUUCUCAAAAUGAUCAACCCUUCUAUUCCACGAACACCCUUUUGCUCUCUCUUGGUUUCGCCAUAUUCGCCUUCGUCUUCUCGCUCUGCGCUGUUGGGUCAAUCACCUACUCCGUCUUCCAUGGCUUCUUUGGUCGACCCGUCAAGCUCUUAUCUGCCAUUAAAUCCGUCUUAGCUUCCUUCUUCCCUCUUCUGGGAACCGCUCUUUUCGUCCAAAUAGUCGUCUCAGUCAUCGUUCUCAUCUUCGGGCUCUUCCUGUAUAUGGUGAUAACUUCAGCUCGGCUAUUGGGGUAUGAGAUCGAGGUCUCAUCUCCAUAUUUCAUCGGAUUAAUUGGGUCCGUCGGAAUCGUUCUAAUGGCGGUUUUGUUGUAUCUGCAAGUAAAUUGGACCUUGGUUUGCGUGGUCGUGGUGGUGGAAUCGAAUUGGGGUUUUGACGCUUUUAGGAGAAGUGCAUGUUUAAUUAAGGGAAUGAAAAGAAUUGGGUUAUCUUUGUCGCUGUUUUUUGGGUUUUUCGUUGGGAUUUUGGCUUGGUGUAGUUCGUUUUCGGCAAUGGGUUUCGAUGAUGAUAGUGCUGAUGGGUGGAGGAGUUGGCAAUUUGUGCUUCAAAUUGUACUGACUUCCACUUUUCUUAUGCUGGUUCUGCUAUACGACGUCGCUGCCACUACUGUUCUGUACAUGUACUGCAAAGCUGUUCAUGGGGAACUAGCUUUGGAAAUUGCUGAAGAGUUUGCUAGAGAGUAUGUUUCCUUGCCCUUUGAUGAUGGAAAAGUUCCCCAUUUAGUUUCGGUUGCCUAUGCUUGAGCGUUGUAAUCAAGGUUAGUCGACUCUCUAAGUUCUCUACCUGAAAUUUUCUUGUAUUUCCAUUCCUAGUUUUGUUGACUCUUUUACUUGUCAGUGUCGUUUUGUAUUUGUAAAAUGUGAUGUAAAUUAUGACAGUGAAAAACAAAGAAAGGUUAAGUAAUAUAGUGCGAAUGAUAUGAAAUCAUUGAGCUUUUUGUAUGACCAUUUGGAUUGGAUGUGAAUGGAUAAUAUGCGUUCAUGGUA
Messenger RNA from Cannabis sativa, 1426 nucleotides. RefSeq lists its product as uncharacterized. The coding region runs from base 167 to 1183 and encodes 338 amino acids. The transcript has a single exon. Lineage: Eukaryota; Viridiplantae; Streptophyta; Magnoliopsida; Rosales; Cannabaceae. The record is from RefSeq and is a predicted model, not a curated record.